AUGAAGUUCGUUCUACGUUUUCCUCUUCUCAAAGGGAACAACAACAGAUCAAAACAAACAAUGUCAUCAAAGGUGACAAUACUAGCAUUCUCAACCCUAGCUAUAUUCAUUCUGGCCACAAUUUCUUGUUCUUUGUUGAAUUACCAUUCAUUGUGGAAGAUCAAUGAAUACCAGAAGGUAUCCAUUGAAUUUGAUGAUGGUAUGAAUGAGACAGAAAGCAUGCCCCCAACACCACCUGUGAAGAAGUGUGACAUUUUCAGAGGGGAAUGGGUGCCAAAUCCUGAGGCACCAUACUACACAAACACAACAUGUUGGGAAAUUCAUGAGCACCAAAAUUGCAUGAAGUUUGGGAGACCUGAUUCGGAGUUCAUGAAGUGGAGGUGGAAGCCAAAUGACUGUGAACUCCCCAUAUUCAACCCUUUUCAGUUUCUGGAAAUUAUGAGGGGAAAAUCCAUGGCUUUUGUUGGAGACUCCAUUGGCAGAAAUCACAUGCAGUCAAUGAUUUGCCUCCUGUCUAGGGCGGAGUGGCCCGUAGAUGUAUCAUACACAGAUGACUAUUCCUUCAAAAGAUGGAAGUACUCAAACUACAACUUCACAAUGGCUACUUUUUGGUCACCCUAUCUAGUUAGAGCUGAAGAUGUUGAUGCAAAUGGUGAUCUCAUCAAUGUUUAUCUUGAUGAGUUUAAUGAAAAAUGGACGUCUCAAAUUAAUGAGUUUGACUAUGUCAUUAUCAAUGGAGGACAGUGGUUCUUGAGGCCAAUGAUGUUCUAUGAGAAACAUAAGAUUGUUGGAUGUCAAUAUUGUGCCUUGGAAAAUGUCACUCAUUCGACAUGGCACAAUGGCUUUAAGAAGGCUUUCAGGACUGCAUAUAAAGCGAUCAUCAGUUUGGGAAAGUCCAAGGGUGUAACAAUUCUUAGAACGUAUGCACCAUCUCAUUUUGAGAAUGGGGUGUGGGAUAAAGGUGGGAAUUGUAUAAGAACUAAGCCAUUUAAAAGUAAUGAAGCAAGGUUAGAAGGCUACAAUUUUGAGUUAUACAACAUUCAAUUGGAGGAGUUCAACCGUGCUAAGAAACAAGCUAUAAAGAAAGGUUUGAAAUUCAUCUUACUUGACACCACACAGGCGAUGCUACUGAGGCCAGAUGGUCACCCCGAUAAAUAUGGGCACCGGCCACAAGAUAAUGUGUCAUUAGCUAAUGAUUGUGUGCAUUGGUGCUUGCCAGGGCCUAUAGACUCAUGGAGUGAUUUUCUAUUAGAGAUGUUGAAAAUUGAAGGGAUUAGGUCUGCUGGUUCAUUUAUAAACAAAAUUGUUAAUUAG
This is a messenger RNA of Sphenostylis stenocarpa, 1314 nucleotides long. Lineage: Eukaryota; Viridiplantae; Streptophyta; Magnoliopsida; Fabales; Fabaceae. The record is from the annotation of a GenBank genome assembly.